Limanda limanda (common dab) is the source of this 2589-nucleotide messenger RNA. Its product is annotated as nucleolar protein dao-5-like. Lineage: Eukaryota; Metazoa; Chordata; Actinopteri; Pleuronectiformes; Pleuronectidae. The coding region runs from base 260 to 2152 and encodes 630 amino acids. The transcript is spliced from 16 exons. The record is from RefSeq and is a predicted model, not a curated record.
CCUCCAACGCGGGCACGGAAGAAAACAAACGCAACGCGAACUGGGAAGGAAAGAACAGCUCGUACUGGAGGAACUGGUUUUUAAAUCCCUGACUCUUAAUGCUGUGACCUUGGUGUGACGGAGCAGAACAUCUGGAGGAGACGCGAGCACCUGACCACAGCUGGAUUAGUGAAGCUAACGAGCAGCGGAAGCUAACAGAAGCCAGUUGGCGCCUUUUGGAUGAAGAGGACAUCAGAGAAGAAGAACAGUGAUUAACAACAUGGACGUUAGAUCACGUGACCCGCCCAGCACCGAGCCACACGACGCUGCAGGAAGGGACAGCCCCAGCUCUGAGGACUUUGUGCCUCUUUCCAAACUCCUGAAAAGCACUAACCCUUCUGAUCACUCCUCCGACGAUGAGCCGCUCAUCAAGAAGAAAACAAAACUGGCGGCUAAAAAACCUGUGAAAAAAGCAUACGCAUCCAGAUCUAAAAGCACAAAAAAGAAAGCAGAUCCGGAGCCGAACGACAGCUCUGACAACGAGCCUCUCGUUAAAAUCGCCAAAACUGCAAAGAAGCCUUUCUCAGCGCCUCCUAAGAAAUCUGUUGAUGCAGAGAAGAAAGAUGACGAGCCGCUGAUCAAGAUGAAAACAAAGAAGCCAGAGAAAAAAGAAAACACAUCAACCAGAUCCUCCCGAUCUAAUGGCACAAAAAAGAUUGCAGCGUCCGAUCACUCCUCAGAUGACGAGCAGCUGAUCAAGAUGAAAACAAAGUUUGCAUCUGCUAAGAAAUCAGGGAAAAAGGAAAACGCAUCACCCAGGUCUGACGACCCAAACAGCAACAAUACAGACGACGGCUCUGACGAUGAACCGGUGACUAAAAUCGCCAAAGUGUCUUCGAAAGCUGCAAAGAAGCCUCCAAAAAGAUCUGUUAAAACAAAGAAGAAAGAAGCAGCAUCCGCGGACGAUGAUAGUUUGGAUGAUGAGCCUCGGAGUGAAACUGCCAAGACAUCUGACGAUGAACCGGUGACUAAAAUCGCCAAAGUUACUUCGAAAGCUGCAAAGAAGCCUCCAAAAAGAUCUGUUAAAACAAAGAAGAAAGAAGCAGCAUCCGCGGACGAUGAUAGUUUGGAUGAUGAGCCUCGGAGUGAAACUGCCAAGACAUCUGACGAUGAACCGGUGACUAAAAUCGUCAAAGUGUCUUUGAAAGCUGCAAAGAAGCCUCCAAAAAGAUCUGUUAAAACAAAGAAGAAAGAAGCAGCAUCCGCGGACGAUGAUAGUUUGGAUGAUGAGCCUCGGAGUGAAACUGCCAAGACAUCUGACGAUGAACCUGUGACUAAAAUCGCCAAAGUGUCUUUGAAAGCUGCAAAGAAGCCUCCAAAAAGAUCUGUUAAAACAGAGAAGAAAGAAGCAGCAUCCGCGGACGAUGAUAGUUUGGAUGAUGAGCCUCGGAGUGAAACUGCCAAGACACUUAAAUCCAGACGUCAGCCAAAAAGAUCGCCCAGAAAAAGAAGCCUGGUCAUGAAAUCCCAAAGGACGGCAGCGAGGAAAUUUGUAAAAUAUGCAGAGGCAUCCAGCGGCAGCUCAGAGGAUGUUCCACUGGCAGCAAUAACAAGGAAGACGACAAAGGCUGCAUCGGCCAGCGACAAGAAACCUCAAUCAAAAGAGGCAGACGAAUCACCAGAAGACAGCAGCUCUGACGACGAUGACGAGCCCUUGGUGAAACUUAAAGCCACUAAGAAGAAACCAGUGAAGAAAAACACAAAGAGGACAACUGCAUCGCGAGGUGCUGCCUCCAAAAAGAGACAAGAACCAGCGAAUGAAGGCUCAGACGACGAACCCUUGAUGAGCCUCGUGAAGAAGAACCACACAGACGAAGAGAGGAAAACCAAAACAAAAUCUAAGACCCAGAGGAACACAAAGAAGCGUGUAUCAGGGUCAUCAAGUGACGGUUCUGACGACGACACAAUCACAGCAGCUAAACACCCUGAGGUGACCAAACUCCUGAAAGUAAUACUGGAGAGGUGUGACGUGGACGACGCCGGACCAACAGGAAGCUCCAACCAAACCACAACAGCAGAAACAGUGGCCGCUGAAGGGAGUCCUUCAAAGGAAGAAUCCGAGGGUUCAAAGGACGAUGCGGAGGGUUCAAAGGAAGAAUCAGGAGAAGAAUAAGCAGCAGAUGUUACAUUGUGGAAGAAAAGGCACAUCGGCACCCUUCAGUUUCUGGUUUGGGAAGUUGGUACCAAUUAGUUUAAGGAAUUUACCAAAAGGUUCUAAAUCCCAAGAUUAAUCCCCUAAACAUCACAGUUAAUGUUUAUACAGUAUGAAGUUAGUGUUUAUACAGUAUGAAGUUGAUGUAUGUUUUAUAUGAAUAUAUACAUGUUUAUUUAAGUCAUUUUACUCCAGUUUUUAGGUGUGGGACCAGGUUCCUGAAGGAUGAAAUGCACAGUCUUUAAUGGUGUUUUACUAUUCGUCUUUUUAUUUGCAUUGACUGUUUCCUCUGGUUUUAACACUUGUUGAUGUUCGGUAUAUUUUUGUUUUCUUAUUACGUGUACACUCGGCAUGAGGCAGUGGAAAUCUGUAACGAUGGAUUAAACUGCUCAGAUGAA